This is a messenger RNA of Hibiscus syriacus, 1706 nucleotides long. RefSeq names its product probable potassium transporter 13. The record is from RefSeq and is a predicted model, not a curated record. The transcript has 3 exons. Gene Ontology annotation, cellular component: membrane. Bases 199 to 1494 code for a protein of 431 amino acids. Lineage: Eukaryota; Viridiplantae; Streptophyta; Magnoliopsida; Malvales; Malvaceae. Gene Ontology annotation, molecular function: potassium ion transmembrane transporter activity. Gene Ontology annotation, biological process: potassium ion transmembrane transport.
UGGAAAAGAAUUAGAAACAUCCUACCUAUUUUGCUUGCCUCAAAUGUUAUAAAAUUCUCUGUGAAUGUUCUUUUAUGUCUUUGUUUCCUAUCAAAGCAUGACAUUUAUGAUCUGCUUUCUUGAUUUAUAUUUACAUAUGUUUCUGGUGAACAGCUUGCAUUUACUGUUGUUGUAUACCCUUGCUUAGUUUUGGCAUACAUGGGUGAGGAUGCUUAUCUCUCCAAGAACAAAGAGGACCUUCAGAAAAGCUUCUAUAAAGCAAUCCCCGAGGUUGUAUUCUGGCCAGUUUUUAUCAUUGCAACAAUUGCAACAAUGGUUGGGAGUCGAGCAAUUAUUUCUGCCACUUUCUCAAUUAUCAGCCAGUGUAGGGCUUUGAAGUGCUUCCCACGUGUCAAGGUGGUACAUACAUCAAACCACAUUCAUGGGCAGAUCUACAUACCAGAGGCAAAUUGGAUAUUGAUGGUUUUAUGCCUUGCUGUUGUGGUUGGGUAUAGGGAUACAGACAUGAUAGGCAAUGCAUAUGGUCUUGCUGUUAUCAUUGUAAUGUUGGUUACCACCUGCUUGAUGUUUCUGGUCAUUGUCAUGGUGUGGAAGAGGAAUAUUUUAGGAGCUUUAGCAUUUGUCAUCGUUUUUGGAUCUGUGGAAUUGCUUUACUUCUCUGCAUGCCUGGCAAAAGUUCAUAAGGGGGGUUGGUUUCCUCUGAUGUUCUCGCUAAUAGUACUGUCUACAAUGUGCGUAUGGCACUAUGGUACUCUAAAGAAACAGGCGUAUGAGUCGAACAACAAGGUCAGCUUGGAUAUGCUUCUAAGCAUGGGCCCAAACCUUGGGAUAAACCGUGUUCCUGGAAUAGGCUUAAUCUACUCAAAUGUGGCCACAGGGCCUCCCCCAAUGUUUUCUCAUUUUGUCACCAACUUUCCUGCCUUUCGUUGUAUCCUUAUAUUUGUUACGGUGCAAUCACUUACAGUCCCAAAAGUUCCUGCCAAUCUGCGCUUUGUUAUCAGUCGCAUUGGCCCACCCGACUUCCGUCUCUUUCAAUGUGUUGUUAGAUAUGGUUACAAGGAUCAAAGGAAGGAUAGUCAUGAUUUUGAGAAUCAUCUGAUUGAAAACGUAACAGAGUUUUUACAGGGUGGCAACAAUGAUAGUGAAGAAUUAGGUUGGGAACCUGUAAAUCAGCAGCAAUCAAUCCCACCCGACCAUGUUACUGCUUUGAGUCUUCAGCGUGGUGUUAAUACUGGGUCGAGCAAGAAAACAGUGAGAUUUCGUGGUGUGGGAUGUAGCAAGGAAUUGGAAGAUCUGAAAGAGGCAAGGGAAUCCGGUCUGGCAUACAUGAUGGGUAGCACUUGUGUUUUGGCAUGCGACACAUCUUCAUAUUUGAAGAAAUUUGCCAUAAACUUCGUCUACGGGUUCUUGAGACAGAACUGUAGGCACCCGGCCACAGCCCUCGGGAUUCCACACACCUCUCUGAUCGAAGUGGGAAUGAUUUAUUCUGAAUAGAUCUCGACACAGUUUUAAACAAGGCUAUACCUAUAUAGUUUUAACAGAGAGGUUGACAAUUCAUUGAGAUGGUAAGGAUCUGCUGGUGCAACGAAGAGUCUGCAAGCUGCAAAUAAUCAAACUGCCUGCCUGAGUUGUAACACUGUUUUGUAAUCAAGGCAUGUAAAUUUAGACUUUCUUACAGUUUUUACUCUGGUUUGGAGGUUUUUACA